CAGCUAAUUCUGAGACGGUACCGUCUUGAUUGUUGGAAAAAUGACCCGAGGAAUUUUUUGUACGAUAGAGAAUGAACUCUGGUAGAGAGAACUCAUAAUCUUGUUCGGGACUGUGAUAAUGAUGAUGAAUGGUUGGAUGUGCUCACGUGUUUAUGUAGAGGAAGAAAAUGGAAAAAGAAGCAAGGAAAUUCAUGAUCUUCUUUGGUUGUUUGCAACUCAUGAACUCCUAAAGAAAUAAGCAGAGAAACUUAUGAACUCAUGAGAUUGUUCAGAAUUCACGAUCUUUUUAAUUUUGUUUAGAUUCAUCAGGCAAAUGUAAAAAAAAACAGUAGAAGAAGAUGAAGAAAGAAACAACAAUAAUGAGAGAGAAAACAAGUAUUUUUGUUUAAUAUAACCAAAUCUAUACUAAAUCUUUGCCAAAUAUCAGCAAAUUUAAUAAAAUAUUAUCAGCUAACCUAUUAAUUGUACUUUCCUAUAGGACACAAAUUCUAUCCGAAGCUUCUGAGGCUAAUUUCGUCAUUAUAUAUUACCUAUUAUACCAACAAAACUACAAGUUUUACUGUUUUUGGUACAUAGCUAAUAUCAUAAGUUUUCUUUGGUUUUAAGUAAAUUAUCCCUACAAUUAACCAUAUUUCAACUAAUAAAAAAAUAAAUUAGAAUAUAAAAAAUAAAGUUUGCAUUGAAAUUAUAAAAUGACACUUAUUUUGAAACAAAAAAAUUAUUUUACAACUACAACUAAACUGAACUGGAGAGAGUACAAGAUUAUUAACUAAACUGACAUCUAGAUUGAUUUUUUCGAGUAUCUAAAAAAAAAAAAAGUAUCUAAACGAAAAUUGUUUAUCCAAUUUCAUAAUACUAAAAUAUUUAUAAAAAUAAGAAUGAAUUAUUAUGGAAACUAUGGAACCACGUAUGAAUCGAGUUAGGUAUAUAACUAAAAUCAAAAAUAUAAAAAAGGGAAGAUCGUAAACAGUCGGCUCCACCAGAGACGCCGUCUCUUGCGCCGCAUCUCCGUCGCCUCUGUCACAGCAACUCCAUCGCUCUCUGUCACUACAUCGUCAUCUCUGUCGCCGUCGCAACCCUAUUAUCUGGAGUUGCGGUGCACUUCUUUCAUGAUAUAGAUUCUCUAGAACCUGAAAGUCUUCUUCUUGAUUGUGUCCAGGAGCUGAAACCAGAGUUUUCAGCUCUAGCUUCUCGACAAUGGGAUUACUUGGGCUGAUCAAGAGGGUUUCACGAAUAAGCAGAAACAAUUCGAGGGCCAGAGUGUACCCAGCGAGAUACUUCCAAAGCAGGGACCUUUCAGGCUCAAACUUCUUUCACGGUAAAGAUGCUAAGCUUCCUGUUCUGAUCGUCGGUGCUGGACCGGUAGGCCUCGUUUUAUCCAUCCUUCUCACCAAACUAGGUGUGAAAUGUGCUCUUGUUGACAAAGCCACAUGCUUUUCUAAACAUCCACAAGCUCAUUUCAUCAACAACCGGUCCAUGGAGAUCUUCCGUAAGUUGGAUGGGUUAGCUGGGGAGAUUGAAAGAUCACAGCCUCCUGUAGAUUUGUGGAGGAAGUUUAUAUACUGUACGUCCCUCUCCGGUUCAACUCUAGGCACAGUGGACCACAUGCAGCCUCAAGAUUUUGAGAAGGUUGUCAGCCCUGCUUCCGUUGCUCACUUCUCCCAGUACAAAUUGACAAGUUUACUGCUUAAGCGGUUGAAAGACCUUGGCUUUAAUUUUCAAAGUUCCAACGAGUCGGAUGGUCUUGAGCUUGACUCUGAUGUUACGGGGAAAGUUCUUAUGGGUCAUGAGUGUGUGGCGAUUGAUGCUAACAAGGAAAGUGUUACUGCAACUGUUGCUUUUCUCAAAGGAGGCAAGCGUAUGGAAAGAAACAUCCAAUGUAGUCUGCUGGUUGGUGCUGAUGGUGCUGGGAGUGCUGUAAGAAGGCUUACAAAUGUAGAAAUGCGAGGGGAAAGAGAUCUGCAGAAGCUUAUUAGUGUCCAUUUCAUGAGCAGGGAGCUCGGUGAGUACUUGAUUAAUAACAGACCAGGGAUGUUGUUUUUCAUUUUCAACACCGGAGGUAUAGGAGUUCUCGUUGCCCAUGAUCUUCUACAAGGAGAGUUUGUUUUGCAGAUUCCAUACUAUCCUCCUCAACAGAGCCUAUCUGAUUUCAGUCCGGAGAUGUGCAAGGUGCUGAUAUUCAACUUGGUGGGACAUGAGCUUUCAGACUUGGAUGUAGCUGAUAUUAAGCCAUGGGUCAUGCAUGCUGAAGUCGCCGAAAAAUUCAUGUGCUGUGAGAACAGAGUGAUACUUGCUGGUGAUGCUGCUCACAGGUUCCCACCUGCUGGAGGUUUUGGAAUGAACACUGGAAUUCAAGAUGCUCAUAAUCUUGCAUGGAAAAUAGCAGCUCUUGUUCAGGGCUCUGCAAAAUCUUCGAUCCUUAAUACUUAUGAAACAGAGCGUAGACCGAUUGCUCUGUUCAAUACUUCACUCAGCAUUCAGAACUUCAGAGCAGCUAUGUCGGUUCCUUCAGCGCUAGGUCUUGACCCAACAAUUGCAAACUCAGUUCAUAGGUUUAUAAACAAAACAGUCGGUUCCAUCCUUCCAACUGGGCUGCAAAAAGCAAUCUUGGAUAAUGUCUUUGCACUAGGUCGUGCACAGCUUUCGGAAUCUCUGUUAAAUGAGAGCAAUCCACUAGGACAUCAGAGACUUAGCAGACUACGGAGUAUAUUUGAAGGAGGAAAAAGCCUUCAACUACAGUUUCCUGCAGAGGAUCUUGGUUUCAGGUACCAAGAGGGAGCCAUUGUUCCUGAUAAUGAGUCUGGAGCUGGUGAUCCUGAAGCACCAAGUGGUCGUAGAAGAGACUAUGUUCCCUGUGCUGAACCAGGUUCAAGACUGCCCCAUAUGUAUGUGAAAGUUCUGUCAGAUUCCACAAGAGAAGUCAUUGUUUCUACACUGGAUCUUGUUUCCAUUGACAAAGUGGAGUUUCUACUUAUAAUAUCGCCUUUACAAGAGUCCUAUGAGCUAGCUCGCGCUACAUUCGAAGUCGCAAAAGAGUUUAAGGCUAAUGUAAAGGUAUGUGUAAUCUGGCCUAGUAGGAGUGAUGAUGGUGCUGUAAGGGAUAGCAAAUCAGCAUUAGCUCCAUGUGAAAAUGUUGUUGACCUUAUGGAAGUUAAAGAAGAAAGUAGUGGAGAAGCUUCUUGGUGGAGUAUUUGUAAGAUGACAGAGAGAGGAUCUAUUUUGGUACGCCCUGAUGAACACAUUGCUUGGCGUAUGAAGUCUAGUGUUCCUUUGGAACCUACUCUGCACAUGAGAGAUGUCUUCAACAUCAUACUAGGUAAACAAUGAACAAUGCCAAAUUACUCCACAGAUUAUUUGUAUUCUAUUUAUUUCCAAAUAAAACCAUUUCUGUUUUUUUUUUUUUUUUGUAAUAGUGUUUUAAUUUCUUUACAUAAAGUGUAGAAUGGUAAGGAGAACAUUCAAAAAUAAGAAUAUUUAUACUA
Brassica rapa (field mustard) is the source of this 3482-nucleotide messenger RNA. Its product is annotated as 2,4-dichlorophenol 6-monooxygenase. Gene Ontology annotation, cellular component: mitochondrion. Gene Ontology annotation, molecular function: 3-demethoxyubiquinol 3-hydroxylase activity; FAD binding. Gene Ontology annotation, biological process: ubiquinone biosynthetic process. NCBI's taxonomy places the organism in Eukaryota, Viridiplantae, Streptophyta, Magnoliopsida, Brassicales, Brassicaceae. The record is from RefSeq and is a predicted model, not a curated record.